Molecule: messenger RNA, 1110 nt
Organism: Metarhizium acridum CQMa 102
Lineage: Eukaryota; Fungi; Ascomycota; Sordariomycetes; Hypocreales; Clavicipitaceae
Cellular component (GO): nucleus
Source: RefSeq, a predicted model, not a curated record
AUGCGGAUAGAUUCUCAUGAGCUGUCCACUGCCGACGGUCCCAAGCCCAAACAUAAGCUGUCCGAUUUCAUCACACCACCUAGCAGUCCUCCUCAAACUCUGAGCUCAUCUCGCAAGCAUCAGCCUAUUCCACAGAAGCCACGUGGAUCUGCCUCAAAUGCGUCCUUGGCUGAGACUUUUGUUGACGACUGGAAUUGCGAGCUUACUCGUCAAAAACAGAUCAAAUCCGCAUGCCCAGUCAACCAGUCGAAAGAGGUCUCGAGGAAAGGAAAGAAGAUGGAAUUCGAGGCGACAAAACAAGCCAUAGCUGAAAAUUUUGUUCGGGAGCUGGAUCUUCAAAUUGCAAACGGUCAGAUUUCCAAACUAACCAACUCUACAAAUGGCGUGAAGAUUGUCUGGACCAAAAGUCUUCACACCACCGCCGGCCGGGCGAACUGGCGACGUGAGACCGUCCGAACUAAGCAAUCUGACGGAUCAAUUGUUGACACAAUGCAUAAACACCAUGCUUCAAUCGAACUUGCCGACAAAGUCAUCGAUGAUGAAAACAGGCUUCUUAAUGUGCUGGCACACGAAUUCUGUCAUUUGACUACCUUCAUGAUUAGCGGUUUGACGACUAAUCCCCAUGGGAAAGAGUUCAAGUCCUGGGCAUCAAAAUGCUCCCGUAUCUUCGGCCACAGGGGCAUUCACGUAACCACCAAGCAUGCUUACGAAAUUGAUUUCAAGUAUAAAUGGGAGUGUACUGAUUGCAGACUGGAGUACAAGAGGCAUUCUAGAAGUAUUGAUACGCAGCGCCACCGAUGCGGGACCUGCAAAGGCGAGCUCAAGCAAGUCAAACCUGCCCCAAGAGCCAAUGUCGCAAAUAAUAAAGGCGCGUCAGGGCAAAGCGAAUACCAGCUGUUUGUGAAGGAUCAGAUGAAAUUGGUGAAGCAGGAAAAUCCUGAUGUUCCGCAGCGAGAAAUUUUGAAGAUGAUCGCCGGAAAAUGGGCUGAUGAGAAGAAGAAGCAGAAGAAUGCCAGAUCCCAUACAACAGAGGACACAGUAAUAGGGAAACAACCAGACGAGGCCCAUUUUACUACCAAAUUAAUGGAUGAUUUAACUCUUGGUGAUUAA